UACACAUAAACUAAACAUUACGAAGAAGACCACACAGGGACAGCAAAUAAAGGAGCCACUCUUAUUAAUUUAUAGCCGCUAUGGCCGCUUCUUUAGUCCGUAAUAAAGCGUUGAGGGCUUAUAGUGCUCCAAACCUUGCGCUUCUUUUCCGUUGAGUCAGUUCAGUUUGUUUGUUCCAGCCGGUUGACUUCGUUUACAGUAUUCUGGUAAAACAUCCAGUCUUUCUACAGGAUAGGACACAAGUUUGACUAAGUGAUAAGUUUACUUUGUUUCCAGCAAUGUCAAGUUGCUCAACUAUUCACUUAACUUUACCGCAGUGGGACGGGGGCGCACGGAAAAUUCGCUUCAUUCACUUGGUGAAUCUGACAUCGUUCAGGCUGACAGAGUGUCCCAACAAGAGUCCAGUGGUCCCUCUCUAUUUAGGAGCUGAUCUCUUCUCCAACACGGACAUCCGCACUGAGAACCAUCCCAGACACCACGCCAAGUUUGCCAAGAAAGGAUUUGCAACUAAAAUAAUUUUUUCCUCGGCAUUCAGGUUCCAUGGGUUGAAGGUACCUACUGCAAGCAACAGCCUCUGGUUCUACAGCGUUCAAGGACUUUUUCGAGUAGCCUUUGAGAUGUACAAUAAGCAAGAGCAGCUUGCUGUACUAGAGAACUUCCAGGAUGUUUGGAAAUCGCAGAUAAACGACAGCCCUCUGAAAAUGAGUUACAACCUCAGUGUGCAGCUUGACUUUGCACUAUCCAGCAGCCUGCAUGAUACAGAAUCAAGGGUUGAAUUGUCACAACCUCAGCAGUGCCAGGUUGUCAGGGAUUCGGUGGAGGUAUAUGACAGUGACACAGGUGAUACAUCAGCAGAUCACGAUUAUUGUUCUUUUCCCAAGCAGAGCUUGCCAACUGAGCGAAGCCGACCGAUAUCCACAGUGAGACAAAAAUUGCACAGCUUGGAUGACAAACUCUCAUCUGAGACUCAAAGCUACACAGAACAGCUGGAGACUAUCUUGCUGCUUUUGGAGAACAUUGAUCGGUACGUAAAUGGGAAUCUAGAAGAAAAGGAUGUGACAGAAACUGUGCUAGCCCUGCUAAAGGCCAAAGACUGGGGCUGUGUGUAUUCAAGUUCCCUGCUUUCUGGUAUAGGAUGCUGGCUAGGCCAACAGUUCCAUGCAGCCAACAGAAGCAUCAGCCAGAAAGUGGAGGGUUUUAAAGUUCAGCAUAUUGAACAAAUUAGUGACUUGCCACCUGCUGAGGAACUAGCAACAGAGCUAUUCCCAGAAGCUAUGCAAACACUGCUGCUUCAUUGGAUGGGCUUAACUGAGGAGUCCACCGUGGAGAGGAGACACAGCGAGUACCCAAUCCUGCUCCUUAUCCUCGAGUUUGCCAACCACAACCUCAUCACAGGUGUGGCUCAUGUGCUGUACUCCAGUCUUAUAUGUAAAUAGUGGAUUUCCAUUGAGGCAUCAAUACAAAGACCUGAAAUGUAAAACAAUUUCCAGUAUUCUAAUAAAUGUGAUUUUGAUCAAUA
Perca flavescens (yellow perch) is the source of this 1519-nucleotide messenger RNA. RefSeq lists its product as uncharacterized. Lineage: Eukaryota; Metazoa; Chordata; Actinopteri; Perciformes; Percidae. The coding region runs from base 279 to 1436 and encodes 385 amino acids. The record is from RefSeq and is a predicted model, not a curated record. The transcript is spliced from 4 exons.